GGAACCUUCAAGGAAAGUUCCCGUCCUCAUCGGCCCAAUAAUCUUUUUCUAAUAUCUUUGCUACCCUUGUGGCUGCCCCUAGCUCCCAUGGAUCACAUAGACUCCAUGCCAUUUAGUGGGCUAUAAGGCAGUUGCGAGCAGUUAAGGGAAUGCCCUCCUCAUGUGUCCUCUCACGUGUCUGGGUCUUCGGAUCUUGUGGUGUGCGGAUGGUGAUCAUGGCCGGGAUGCUUCCAGGUGUAGAAUGCGCUCGAAGGCGGCGGUUGCGUCAGGGAGGAUCCAUGGAUUCGCCAAGCGGUUCCAGGCGGUCGUCUUUUUGUCUAUAUACAACAGGAUACGAAACACAUCUUGGUAGCACCUUCACGCAAAGAAGCGGCUUAAUCAAAGAACUCCAUGAUGGGGCGCUUGGAGAUGCUGCUCGAGAGGCCAAGGAGAGGCUGGAUGAGAAACUCAGGGCCCAAAGAAGCCUAGCCAUCAAACGGCAUCAUAGCAUGGGAAGCAUGAGGCCUGAGAAGAGUAGAGGUGGUGAUGAGGGAGCAGCUCCCAUGAUUCUUGGUAAGGCGCAAAGAGAGGUCUUCUCUUCGAAGAAGAGCACGAGGAAGUUUAGUUGGAGCAAGUUGGGGUGGAAGGCAUCGGAGCAAGCAGAGUGUGCCGUCUGCUUGGAGGAGUUCAAGACUGGCGAUAUUCUAAUUAAUCUGCCAUGCGCCCACCGGUUCCAUUGGAACUGUGCGGUGCCAUGGCUGGAGAACAACUCUCACUGCCCCUGCUGUAGAAUGACAGUCUUUUUGUAGCAAGGAGCGAAGAAAGCAGCAGUUAAAGAGGAUGAAAAGCUUGUGAAUGAACGAACGAAUGAAUGAUCUUACUGUAAACUACUGAAAAGCUGAUCGAAUGUGAAUUCUAAGUUUCAUGGCACCAAUUUGAUUGUGGUUUUUAUUUAUUAAGUGUCCAUCCAGAGGGGAAGUUUAUGCAUAUUAUUAAUGGUUUA
Messenger RNA from Elaeis guineensis (African oil palm), 982 nucleotides. The record is from RefSeq and is a predicted model, not a curated record. NCBI's taxonomy places the organism in Eukaryota, Viridiplantae, Streptophyta, Magnoliopsida, Arecales, Arecaceae.